This is a messenger RNA of Octopus bimaculoides (California two-spot octopus), 498 nucleotides long. Its product is annotated as dihydropyrimidine dehydrogenase [NADP(+)]. The record is from RefSeq and is a predicted model, not a curated record. Gene Ontology annotation, molecular function: iron-sulfur cluster binding; uracil binding; NADP binding. Gene Ontology annotation, biological process: uracil catabolic process; thymine catabolic process. Gene Ontology annotation, cellular component: cytosol; cytoplasm. Lineage: Eukaryota; Metazoa; Mollusca; Cephalopoda; Octopoda; Octopodidae.
CUGUCUCACAUUUCUUAGGUGUGCAGUGCCAUUCAAAACCAGGAUUUCACUCUAAUCGAUGAUUAUGUGACAGGAUUGAAAGCACUUUUAUAUCUUCGUGCAAUCAAUGAAUUGAAAGACUGGGAUGGACAGAGUCCACCGACAAUCAUCCAACAGAUGGGAAAACCUGUGCCAGAAGUUCUUCAAGGAAAGGAAUUACCAUCAUUUGGCCAUUACCUAACAGAAAGAAAGAGAAAACUGGUGGAAUACUACAAAGAUAUCGAUUUACUUUCACCUAAGAAUGAACCGCCCAAAAUUCGACCACCCAACAUUCCGUCUACUUCUGUACAAGGAGUCCAGGUUGGUGCCAUUUUUCUUGCUAAAGAAUCUUUAUCAUCUUCUCUUGUUUCUGUUCUUUACAUUAGCAAAAAUUAUUUUCAUUUCAGAGUUCAAGCUUUACCAAUAUCAUCUUCCCUUUUCUUCUCAUUGGCGUUGACAAAAUAAUAUUUCAAUCGUGAA